GUGACCUCCCGCUGCAUGGACUGCGCCGAGUACCUGUGCGACCACUGCGUGAGGGCGCACCAGCGGGUCCGCCUGACCAAGGAGCAUGUCAUCCACCGCUUCAGGCAGCAACACUACAACCAGCAGCCCUUCCCCGGCCUGACGCUGCCCCACGAGCGGGUCAGCUACUGCCAGCAGCACGAGAACGAAGUGAUGCGUUUGUACUGUGAUACCUGCGCAGUCCCAAUUUGUCGAGAAUGCACAAUGAGCCGUCAUGUUGGGCACAGUUUUGUCUACCUCCAGGAUGCCGUACAGGACUCCAAAGAAAUUACCCUUCAGUUGCUAGCAGACGCUCAGCAAGGUCGACAGGCUAUUCAGCUCAGUAUAGAAAAAGUCAGGGCCAUGGUGGAACAAGUCGAGAUGAAAGCUCAAGUGAUUCGAUCCGAAGUCAAGGCAGUAACCUCGCGACAUAAGAAGGCUCUCGAGGAACGCGAGUGUGACUUACUAAGAAAGGUGGAGAAGAUCCGGCAGAUGAAGGCCAAGACGCUACACCUCCAGGUGGAAGCGCUGCGUGAGAAUUUAACAAAGCUGGAGAACACUAUAGACUGUGUUCAGAAAGCACUGUUGGAUGGGCGGGAUGUGGAUGUCCUGCUAGCAAAGGAACAAAUGUUUGUCCAAAUCCAGGACUUGAAAAAGCUGAGAAAUCUCCUUCAGCCCCAUGACGAUGACACGCUUUCCUUCGUUCCGCCCGAUGGUGUGCUCUGUAAAGCCAUAAAGUCGCUAGGGAUCAUCUGCAGCAGUGCAUACGCGCCAGUCUCAACAGCUGCUGGUGAGGGGUUGAAACGGGCAUUGCGUGGGAAAAUGAGCAGCUUCACUGUGUUGACCAAAGAUCACACUGGUGAAGGACGGUCAUCUGGUGGCGAUUUGGUUGUAGUAGUUGUCAUGGGACCUGAUGGCUGCCUCUUUCGCGCUGAUGUAUUAGAUCACCAUGAUGGCACCUACACAGUCAGCUAUUCGCCACACCUCGAAGGCGAGCACAUCAUCUCAGUCACCAUUCGUGGCCAGCACAUUGAGAACAGCCCCUUUCGAGUCAUGGUCAAAGCAGGUCGCAGCUACGCUGGUAUUGGGCUUCCCAUUUGUUCGUUUGGUGGGGAAGGGGAUGAAGAUGGACAGCUCUGCAGACCUUGGGGCGUUUGCGUCAACAAAGAUGGCUACAUCAUCAUUGCCGAUCGAAGCAACAACCGCAUCCAAGUGUUCACGCCAAGUGGGACCUUCCACCACAAGUUUGGGUCAGCGGGCGCCCGUUCCGGCCAGUUUGACCGCCCUGCUGGAGUCGCCUGCGAUCAGAGUUGUCGAAUUGUCGUGGCUGACAAGGACAACCAUCGUAUUCAGGUUUUCACCUUUGAGGGACAGUUUAUUCUAAAGUUUGGGGAAAAAGGAAGCAAGAAUGGGCAAUUCAAUUAUCCCUGGGAUGUUGCAGUCAAUUCUGAAGGAAGAAUCCUUGUGUCCGACACACGUAAUCACCGAGUUCAGCUGUUCGGUCCAGAUGGAAACUUCGUAAGUAAAUAUGGCUUUGAGGGAGCAUUGUGGAAGCACUUCGAUUCUCCCCGUGGGGUGGCUUUUAAUCAUGAAGGACACCUUGUGGUCACCGAUUUCAACAACCACCGGUUGCUUGUGAUCCAUCCUGACUUCCAGUCGGCACGUUUCCUUGGCUCCGAAGGCACAAGCAACGGGCAGUUCCUCCGACCUCAGGGUGUGGCCAUUGACCAAGAAGGGCGUAUCAUCGUGGCUGACUCCAGGAACCACCGCAUCCAAAUAUUCGAACCAAACGGUAACUUCCUGUGCAAGUUUGGGACCCAAGGCAGCGGCUUUGGCCAGAUGGAUCGUCCGUCCGGAAUUGCUCUCAUGCCAGAUGGACUGAUAGUAGUUGUCGACUUUGGCAACAAUCGUAUCCUCUUGUUUUAAAAAAAGAUGCUGUGUGCUUGUAUUUCUAUAUUGUGGAUUUGUUGCUCAGGGACAAUGUCUUAAUUGUUUUCCCUAGAGAAGACAGGUUUUUGUUUUCUGUGCUGCAGUCAUCUACCUCAUUUCGGUAAAGUGUGAACUGUGUGACUACUUCAAAACUACAUAAAUUUAUAGCAGACCUACCUCACUGCCUGCAGAUGUUGGGCUGACUAAUAUUUGGAGAUUUCCAUGGAACUGUGCAAAUGUAUCCAGGCAAUUGGUGCCUUUAUCACCUGAAUCCAAAGACUUGUUUCUUAGUAUUAAAAAUUGUCCUGUAGCUUUAUUUAAAAAACACUCAGGUAGGAUGAUGAUUGUGGGCCACUUCUAUAGCCUAAAAUGGCCAUUUGUGGGUGACUGGUCAAGGCUUUGGCUGCCUACCUGCAUACAUUUUGUUUUCAGGGAUUAUUUGAUGUUGAAUAUCUUGUAUGUUUAGCCCUACACUCUUUCUGAAUGUAGCCCUACACUCCAUCUGAAUGUAAACAAAAUACCUCUUCCUUUUUUAUAUAUAAAUAUAUAUAGGGUGUAAUGUUCUUUGGCCUGAUGCACAUAAUGGUGAACAUAGAAGUUGUUGAGGGUUCUUCUGAGUGUUUAUUGGGGUUUGUGUAAAGGAAGACUUAUAUUGUCAGUUGAUAACCCUGAAGAUUGCAAAAAGUAUAUUGAGGCAUCUGGGAUAAUCAAAUAUAUUACCUCAAGUUAACUGCUAUCUCAGGUACCUGCUGGACCUGCAUAAAAUCAAUUUCCUACUAUGUUGGUAGGCUGAAUUUGGUCUUGGAGGCAGUAUUACUUUAUGAAGUGUGAAUAGUUUGAUUUUUUUUGUUAAAAUGACUAUCGCUUUUCCUUGGGUCUCAUUUAAGCCGCAAGGAAGAAUUCAGGAUAGGCGGAAGUCCACUGAUCAGUGCUUGCUGUGCUACUGCCUCAUAGUUGUACAGUUGGCAUAUGCUUACAGGAAGUGAGCACCAGACUUAUCUAGCCCCUCUUUAAGUAAGAAACCUCUUCCAUUCUCUUCCUCUUCCAGAAGAGCUCAAUUGAUGGAUUGUGGAUUUGCGUGUGAGGGGUUAACAUUUCUGUUGUAUUUUAGGCAGAGCUGGUCUGUCCUUAACUGAUGGAGUGGGAAGUAUUUUGGCAUAGAAUGUUUUUUUCACAUGCCCAAUCCUGCAUCUCGAACAGGUCAGCUCUUCACGUUUCUGCAUUAUUUGCCUCCUGUACGCUGCACCUAAUAGUGGCAAUGCUUGUGGAAUGGCGAUGGUUGCAGAUAGGGGUGCCCAUGAGUAUUCCAAUGAAUUCAGGAGAAAAAUUCUGAAUGUACACGGUAUAGCUUUGUGAGUAGAAACUUGGGUAGAAUCUAUACUUUCCAGCUCUACAUCUUUCACUAGGNUUUUUUUGUUCACCCUUCGUCCAAAAAUUACCAAUUAGGUGACUAUUAAGGCCAUUUUAAACAAAUAUGCAAAAAUCACAGCCUUCUCCUAAAUGCAGAUUUUUAGAACUAAAUUAAACUAUCACAGUAUUUUUGACGAGUGAAAAACGGCAGCAUAAAAAUCAUUUACAGAAAUUACACUGAAUAUUUAUGUGAAACUGAAAUGGUGAAAACAUUCUUUAAUCCUUUUCAACUCCAAUAGCCAAUUCUCACCUUAUGUACUAAAAGACUCCUUGGGUGGAGUGGGUGGGUGGAGAGAAAGGUGCCUGACAUCCCAUUCCAGUUUUACUUAAUUUCAAAGUAUUCACUCACCACUGUUUAAAAAUUUGUGUCCAGCCGCACUGUAUAAAAUAACAUUUCAUCCUUGUUAUAAUUAGCAAGCACUUGCAUUGCAGUAAGGAAGUAGGCUUUAAAUGUGAUUUUUAAAAAAAUUUAAAAAAUAAAGCCCAAAGCUGUUGCAAAUUAGGUCUAUGAAUAACCGAUCGAAAGGGUGUGACAAAUCGACUCAGGAGGCCCAUUUUGGGUGCAUUUGCUGAAUGUCAACCCAUUGGAGUAACCUCCUGAAUUGGUUGAAUUUUUCUGAGAAAGUAUCAGUGUUGCUAAGCAGCCUGACUCUGAAAUGAGCUUACCGGGCAUUAUAACCUCUGCACAGGGUUGAAACCAUCAACUAUGAAUGCUCCAAGUACUAACAUUGCUCAAACUUCCUCCGAUUUGUUUGUUUUUACCAGUUGCUUGGUUGUAAAAUCUCAAUUUGGUGGUGAUGAUGGGGGGUGUGGGGGACCCAAGCGUAAUGAGGAAUAUCUUGGAGAAUUUGAGAUUAAGGACCUGAUCACGAAGCAGAGCAGCAGAUAACUUGGUGAUUGUUGGAGGCGUCUGCAGAAGACGGGGCAGAAAAGAAUUGGAAGAAGCUAAUGUCUAAAUUUCUUGCUGCUUUUUAAAAAAAAAAAAAAAUUUUAAUGUGAUGAUGAGAUUGGAAAAUCUCUCUUUUUAACAUUGACUAGUCUUUAUUUCAAGGCUUGGCAUCCUGUCUGACUGGUGGGUGGGUUGUCUAAUGGGUCUGCAAAGCUUUCUUGAUGGAAGCUCGUUAAUGUACUGCUUUGGGUUGCUCACAACCGUUUGUUCUGACUUGGUUAGAUUGUUGUAGUAUAGAAUGGCUUUUGAUUUACACAUUGUGAAUUGAGCAGUGGUUAAUGAUUGCCGAGAUUAAAAUAACCUUACACUAAGGAAUCCCCGUCUUUUUGCCCCACCUUUUUGCAUUGUAAUGUUUCUUUAGAAUAACAGUUUAAAAAAAAUCUUAUGAAGUUUAGUUCCUAUAACUUGAAUGCUGUAUCCUUUUUGACUUUAAAGUUUAUGUGAUUUCAGCUCUGGAUGGGCUGCCUCAAGGGGAUGUUGUCUCUUGAAGCUAUUAUUUUUCUUAACACAACUUUAUAAAACAAGGCAAGCACACACUUUGACUAUCAAGUUAUUUUCUUGGCAGUCCCACUUGGGGUGUGUUUUAAAAAAACACUGAAGUCAAAUGCAGAACAUAGUUUCAACAUUAAGCCUUAUGUUUUUUUACAAAACUAUAUAAUUCUUCAAAAGAAAUGUUUGUUUACAGACCAAAUGGAAGUCCAUUUUGGCAGAGAGAAGGUUAUAAUUAAGUUUCAGAUCAAAAUCCUGUGGAAUGGAUACUUCAAAACAUUGACAAAGGGGUGAGCCCCUGAUUAAAACCAAAGUGUUCAGAGUGGUUUCCUAGAUGCCAGUGGUUAAGAUCUGUUGAUGUGAUUCAUUAUAGCUAGCCAGAACAGUUGCAGUUAAGACCUCUGAUCCAGUAAUGUGCUUUGGAUUGAUUGUGUGGCAAACUUUUCAUAUUGAAUUGCUAAUGUGAAGCACGAUGUGUCCUUCAUCCUCUACAGCAGGGUGGUCCAACUGGCAGCCCAAGGGCCAAUUUAAUCUGGCUCUUCCCCCCCUCAUUUCAUCUGGCCCAUCCGCGCCCUCUAUAACCUGUAAAUCUUAUGCUUCUGGAAGGGAAAUGCAAAAAUGUAGAUGUUUCUCAAUUAGGGCAUCUGGCCCUCAGCAGCCAAGAGGUUGGACCAACCUGCUCUAGAGUGAUCAGUCCGAACAUCCUGUUCAGUGAAAUACUUCAUCUUGUAGCAAGGAGCAUAAUGUAGUGUUUGGAAUGAUGCUUUUGAACCUGUUGGUUUUAAUGAGUUAUAAGUUAUUGAUCUGAAAAGUUGUGGUGGCCUUCUUAAAAUUGAAAGGUGAUUAUGGAACACUUAUUUUCAAGUUCCUUUGUUGAUUGUGUUGUUCAAUUCAAAUGGUUGCCACAACCUGCAUAACUUUUUGUAUUUAAUUUGAGGUAUGAAAUGUAGUUUUGUAAUUGGAACCCCCCCACCCCCACCAUAUUUGUUUAUCUUGAGAAUUCCCAGAAAACCAUUUAAUCCAGCCCCACAUGCAGGUACAAGAUAGUUUUCUAGAAGUGCUUAAUGGAUUAUGUUCGCAAUUCUUAGUUUAAAAUCAGCCAUAGUACCUUACCUCAAAUAAACCUGAACCGAUCGCAGAUCACCUUGCAGAACCCAUGAAGCCAAUAUUUCAGAGACUGGGAUCUAAAUGAUACAUAAAUCUCAGGGAAGUGAUCCCCUGUCUCUGAAGGUAAGGGGAUGCAAGGAGUAGUUCUGGUGCCUUGGCUGGUAAUGACUUUUGUCUACCUCGGUGCUUCUGUCCGCAGCAGCUUAAAACUACCUCAUGUUGGAGCCCAAACUGCUUUUAAGGCCUUUGGGUGAACAGCUUGUACCAGGGCUAAUUGUGCAGGUUUUUUUGUGUUUCAGUAUCUCAAUGCAAUUCAUAAAUCAUCUAGCUAAAGGGCACUAAACAAAGUAGUAUAUUAAUGCUGAUUGGUGUGAUCUGCUCCACCCACCCUUAACUUUCGUUUUUAGUAAUGUAAUCUGAACUACUGUAGAAUAAAACACUUACAUUUAACUUGUAAACUCUUAAUCGUGAUCUCGGAAAUACCUCCCCCUUUCCAUCACGGAGGCUUUCUUAGUUAAAUUCUGUUUAUGAAAGAUUGUCCUGGCCAUUCUGUAUUGAUUCCUCUUGAGUAGUGACUGAUAGAUACCAUUUGAGGGAGAAAUUCCAAGAAUAAUUUUUCUCUUCUCUUCCCCUGCCCCACCAGCAACAUAUUCUGGAAUAUAUUUCAACCUUUCUUUCGUCUCCCCCUUCCACUCUGCAUGUUUGUACCCUUUUGAGUUGUCGCUCUGGUUUGAAUGACCAUUAUUGAGUCUUUCAGUCAGAACUUCACUCGCAUGCAGAUGCACAACAAACUUGCCAAAUUAAUUUCAUCAGAUUAAUUUUUCUCCACUACUGAGUUACAAUGCGUAUUGCCAUUUUGGGGCAAUUGGGUAAGAUGUGGUUGCGUGAUUGGAGUUUCCCUUUAAGGCGUAUUAAGAUUUAUGUAUGGAAUCCUCUCCUUGCCUGUGGAGUUAAAAUUUCAAUUGACCUGUAAAAUGUGCAGAAAAUGGAACUGUUACUUUUAAGCUGUGUUGAGAAUGAGUUGCUUUCAUGUAUCUGGGGGAUGGGAGGAAGUUACACGUGGUAAAGUCAGUUUGGGAUAGUAAAUGAGAACAGUUGGUCCUACAGAUAAUUGAAUUGUCAAUGUGAAGCCCCAUUAAUCCAUCUGGAAAGAGACAUUUGGUGACUGAGGGUAUUUGAAGUUUAUGGUUUUUAAGUUUGCUGGUCUUUUUUGCCCUAGUGAACCCUUUCCUCAGAACAGAAUGAUGCUGAGAAAUGUGGUGACCCGUUUCACACACUGGUUAGACAUUGCUGAAUGUGGACAAAGGAUCUGGCUUUUUCAUUGACAAAAAAUGUAACCCCAAUUGACAGUGAAUCAUCCCCAAAGUGCUGUUUAACAUUUUGUUUGAAUUUGUGAACUGAUUUUAUGAAGUGCUUAAUUUUUUUUAUAUUGUGAAACUGGGUUUCAAACCACUAGUGAAGCAGACUUUAUUCAAAAUUUAUUCUUGAGAAUUUAAGUGUCUGGUCCAAGAUCCAGAAAUUCUGGUUGAGAAGACUUAAUAUAUAGCUAAAAGUCUUUGCUGUUUUCUAAAAGCAGUGAAACUAAGUUCCAGGCUCAGAUUAUUUUACAUGGAGGCAACGAUACAAUAAAACCCAGUUCUAUUGAGUCCUGGAAGAAAUGUUUUUUGCUUACUGCCUCUGCCUGUGUUUUUUCUUUUGCUGAUUUUAACUUUGUAGUCUAACUGUUCUAGAUUAAGGGGUUAGCAUUAACAUGUCUGGUGCAAGUGGUCAAAGGCCCUUUCUUAAACUUAGACAAGUGCCUCAAAACGAUGGAGCCUCUUCCUGUAUUUAAAGAUUCCGACCAGUAUUGUUUAAGUUACUGUUGUGCAACAACCCAGCGUUUAAUGUUUGGCAGUGGUUACCACUGCUAGAGGGGGAGCAAAAAUUGGGGUCAUAGACUACCAGAAAAGUUUGUUUUUAAAAUAAAAAAAAAUCCCCCGGGGGUUUUCUUUACUAUAAGGUGACGGGUAAUGUUUUUUUCAUGUAUAAUUACCUCUGAAUUGUAAGACUCAGCCUCUGCACCAAAGAAUGAGGUUUACUGACCUGGAACACUUCUUACUCCUGUGUGUUUGAAAGCCUAAAUUGAUGUUUGUGCAAUUUUAUCUGGAUGAAAGUUCAAUAAAAUUUGUUUACAAUUAAA
Molecule: messenger RNA, 8081 nt
Organism: Callorhinchus milii (elephant shark)
Lineage: Eukaryota; Metazoa; Chordata; Chondrichthyes; Chimaeriformes; Callorhinchidae
Gene: trim71
Product: tripartite motif containing 71, E3 ubiquitin protein ligase
Exons: 4
Coding region: 16-1944 (642 amino acids)
Biological process (GO): protein polyubiquitination; proteasome-mediated ubiquitin-dependent protein catabolic process
Molecular function (GO): ubiquitin protein ligase activity; zinc ion binding; protein binding
Source: RefSeq, a predicted model, not a curated record